AUGAAAAUGGCAAAGACACACCAAUUACUAGUGGUAGGGAGUUCUUGGGGAGUUAGAAACACCUUUCAUUCUCUUGUAGCCAUCUUAACCACUCUUCUAGUUGUCACCACCAUUUAUCUAAAACAGGAUGGAGGACAAUUAUCUCAAAAUUUAAAUGUCUCUAAUGACACGUUAUCAUCAAACAAAUGUGACUUGUUCUCUGGUAAGUGGGUUUUUGAUAACGAAUCUUAUCCAUUAUACAAAGAGCAGCAAUGCACUUUCAUGUCAGAUCAGUUGGCUUGUGAGAAAUUUGGAAGGAAGGACUUGAGUUACCAGAAUUGGAGGUGGAAGCCCCACCACUGUGAUCUUCCCAGGUUCAAUGCCACAGCAUUGCUUGAAAGGCUAAGGAACAAGAGGCUUGUGUUUGUGGGGGAUUCACUCAACAGAGGUCAAUGGGUUUCAAUGGUUUGCCUUGUUGACUCUCUACUGUCCCCAACUCUCAAAUCCAUGCAUUCCACUGCCAAUGGUUCACUAAAUAUUUUCAAGGCCAAAGAAUACAAUGCAACCAUUGAGCACUACUGGUCCCCAUUAUUAGUAGAAUCAAACUCAGAUGAUCCAGUAAAUCAUAGGGUACCAGAAAGAACUGUCAGAAUCAAGGCCAUUGAAAAGCAUGCCAAGUACUGGACUGAUGCAGACUAUCUUGUUUUCAACACAUACCUCUGGUGGAGAAGGCCUAUAAUGAAUGCUUUGUGGGGAUCAUUUGGAGACCCAGAUGGUGUGUACAAAGGAGUUGAAAUGUUGAGAGUAUAUGAAAUGGCUUUGAGGACUUGGUCCGAUUGGUUGGAAGUUCACGUCAAUCGUAGCAAGACCCAUUUGUUUUUCGUUAGCAUGUCACCCACUCAUGAAAGGGCUGAGGAAUGGGGAGCAGCUAAGGGUGACAAUUGUUACAAAGAAACAGAAAUGAUUGAUGAAGAAGGGUAUUGGGGGAAAGGAUCUGAUCCUAAAAUGAUGCGUGUGGUGGAGAAGGUGAUUGAUGAUUUGAAAGAAAGAGGUUUGAAUGUUGAAAUGCUUAACAUCACACAGCUCUCAGAAUAUAGAAAAGAAGGCCACCCAUCUAUCUACAGGAAGCAAUGGGAACCUCUAACGCAAGAACAGAUAUCGAAUCCAAAUAGUUAUGCAGAUUGCAUACAUUGGUGCCUCCCUGGAGUGCCUGAUGUAUGGAAUGAACUCCUUUAUGCUUAUAUUUUUCAACAAUGA
Molecule: messenger RNA, 1236 nt
Organism: Abrus precatorius (Indian licorice)
Lineage: Eukaryota; Viridiplantae; Streptophyta; Magnoliopsida; Fabales; Fabaceae
Product: protein trichome birefringence-like 34
Exons: 5
Coding region: 1-1236 (411 amino acids)
Cellular component (GO): Golgi apparatus
Molecular function (GO): O-acetyltransferase activity
Source: RefSeq, a predicted model, not a curated record